AUGCGACGAGUUGCCUAUUCCCGAGAUGUAGUGAUGUUGGUGAUGAUUUCGAACUCGAGUAACCAAGACUUGGAGUGGGUUCGAGAUUUCCCAAGGUUAAAGCACAAAGAGGAUUCAAGUGAAGGGCUCGUCGGGACCAGCUACUGCCGAGGUAUCGUUGUCAGCUAUGUUCAGCAGUUGCAAAGAAGAGGACUCGUCCGCGGAGAGUUCGGCAAAUUGGGUUUUGUUGAGACUGAUUGA
Molecule: messenger RNA, 240 nt
Organism: Arabis nemorensis
Lineage: Eukaryota; Viridiplantae; Streptophyta; Magnoliopsida; Brassicales; Brassicaceae
Source: the annotation of a GenBank genome assembly